Messenger RNA from Staurois parvus, 2306 nucleotides. Lineage: Eukaryota; Metazoa; Chordata; Amphibia; Anura; Ranidae. The record is from the annotation of a GenBank genome assembly.
AUGAAGUUGCUGUGGCUUCAUCUGCUGAUAUGUAUUUAUGCCACUCUGGCGUUGUGUGCCGAGAAAAACCCAUGGCAGGAGAGACAUCACGUGACGCACCGCAACCGCGUAAAAAGGGGCUGGAUAUGGAAGGAGAUGUCCACUCCUGAGCAGCAAACACGACUUCCCUACCGCAUCGGAACGCUGAGAUCCGAUAAGCCAAAUGGCAAGUAUGUCCUUCAGGGAGAAUUUGCCAACACCUACUUUAAGGUUCAUGAGGUCUCAGGGGACGUCUAUGGCUGGGCAACACUGGAUCGCGAGAAGAAGGCAACAUAUAAUCUAACAGCUCUGCUCGUAGACAAAAAUACCAUGAAAACCCUGGAGCCUCCGGAGGUGUUUGUUAUAAGAGUGAUCGAUAUUAAUGACAAUGCUCCCGUUUUCAAGCAAGAGUCAUACAAUGCAUCAGUCCCAGAAAUGUCCAAACAUGGUACCCUUGUGACAGUGGUCACUGCAGAGGAUGCUGAUGACCCCACCAUGUCUGGAAAUGCCAUUGUGAAAUACACAAUAAUUCAAGGGCAAGACAAAUUCUCAAUUAAUGAAGAUAGCGGGCACAUUUAUACAAGCGUCUCGAAUCUGGACAGAGAGGAGCAAGCUACCUAUGAAAUCAUAGUGCAGGCCAGAGACAGUCCUGGCCAAGUCGGAGGUUUAUGGAGUACAGCCACAGUGACCAUUCAUUUGAACGACAUCAAUGACAACUUCCCAACGUUCACACACGAUGUGUUUAUUUUCAACGUUUCUGAAGAUCGGAGAGUGGGGGAUGUGAUUGCAAAACUUUCAGUAAUAGAUAUAGAUGAACCUCAAAAUAGGAACACAAAGUAUAGUUUCUUGAAACAAAUGUAUGUAUGAAGCGUGGUUUCAGAUAAAACCCAACCAACAGACCAACGAAGGACUACUCAUUCUAAAAAAGCCUUUGAAUUUUGAAAGUGAACAUAAGACAUUCAGAAUGACAGUUGAUGCUACAGACUAUUCAAUUGACAUAGGAGCGGCACGACCAGACAAGCGCAAAAGCCUCACCGAAGUUACUGUCAAUGUUUUGGAUGUAGACGAGCCCCCUGAAUUCACAAAACCAUUCUACCUGUUUCAAGUUAAAGAGAACAAUAAAAAGACAUUUUUUCGUGGGCACUGUCACUGCAAAGGACCCUGACAUAGCCAAAAGAAGUGUAAAAUACUCUCUCAAACCAGAGAGAGAUGACAUCAUCAUAAGAACAAGUGGAAGCAUUUAUAUUAAUAAGCCCUUUGACAGAGAAACAAGCGCCUGGCACAACAUAACUGUGACUGCUGAGGAAAUUGACUCUCCGACAAAAAAGGCUUCAUCAGCCAUGGUUUACAUACAAGUUCUUGAUUUGAAUGAUAAUGCACCAGAGCUUACCUACCCAUACACUCCCAGUGUGUGUGAGAAUGUGGUCAACGAACAUGUCAUAUUAAAUAUCUCAGCCACAGACAAGGAUGAACCCUUCCAAGGAAUGAAGUUUACAUUCUCUUCAGCAGGCCCAGAAAACAACUUUACAGUGCGGGAUAAUCACGAUAAUACAGCCAGUAUCAAAGUAAAGAAUGGAGAGUUUAAUCGCAAUGAGGCCAAGUUUUAUUACCUUCCAAUUAUAAUUACUGACAAUGGCAUCCCACCACAGAGCAGCACCAACACAUUGACUAUCACUAUCUGCAAGUGUAAUGAGAAAGGGGAAUUCAUCUCUUGCGAGGAGGCUGGAAAACUUGCCGCGGUGUCUGUCUCCACCAUUAUCAUUGUUCUGAUUGCCAUAUUGCUAAUACUUCUAGCAGUGAUCCUGGCAGUGCUGUUUGUAAGAAGAAUGCAGAGCAAGAGCCCCUUCAUUUUGGGAAAGAACCCUGCAGAGAUACACGAGCAGUUGGUCACCUACGAUGAGGAAGGUGGUGGAGAGAUGGACACCAACAGCUACGAUGUCUCUGUACUCAACUCAGUACGAAGAAAUGUGGUGAUGCCUAAGUAUGAGAUGGAUCCUGGUCCCACCUUAUAUGCUCACAUCCAGAAACCAACCAGAACUGGCGAUAUGUUCUCAAUGAUCGAGGUAAAGAAGGAUGAAGCAGACAACGAUGGUGAAGAGCUACCGUAUGACACUCUCCAUAUAUUUGGCUAUGAAGGGUCAGAAUCCAUUGUAGAGUCUCUCAGCUCUCUAGAGUCUGGAUCUUCAGAUUCUGAAAUUGACUAUGACGUAUUAAAUGAAUGGGGUCCCAGAUUUAAGAUGCUGGCUGAUCUGUAUGGGCUGGAACACCUAGAUGAGUUUCCUUAUUAA